Messenger RNA from Gossypium raimondii (Peruvian cotton), 2203 nucleotides. Its product is annotated as L-ascorbate oxidase. The record is from RefSeq and is a predicted model, not a curated record. Gene Ontology annotation, molecular function: copper ion binding; oxidoreductase activity. The coding region runs from base 164 to 1888 and encodes 574 amino acids. The transcript has 5 exons. NCBI's taxonomy places the organism in Eukaryota, Viridiplantae, Streptophyta, Magnoliopsida, Malvales, Malvaceae. Gene Ontology annotation, cellular component: extracellular region; plasmodesma.
AGGAAACGUAAAAAAGCAAAGCUAAGUUUCAAAGCCCUAGUGAGCACCGGCACAGCUAGUCUAAACCUUGCAUUAGCCUCCGCUAUAAAUAGAUUGCCUAACACCACUUCCAUAAGCCAUCCAAAGUCCCUACGACACCCAUCCUGGUUUUACGUACUGAAACAUGGAUUGUAAAUCUUGGGGUUCCAGGGAUAUUGUUUUUUUGUGCAUUAUUGUUUUGUCUUUGAUCCAUGUUUCAUUGGGUGCAAAGGUUAGGCAUUUCAAAUGGGAAGUGGAAUACAUGUACGGAGCUCCAGAUUGUCAAGAACAUGUUGUGAUGGGUAUCAAUGGCCAGUUCCCAGGGCCAACCAUUAGAGCUAAAACAGGAGACACCAUUGUUGUUGAUCUCACUAACAAGCUUCAUACCGAGGGAGUUGUCAUUCACUGGCAUGGAAUUAGACAGCUUGGAACACCAUGGGCGGAUGGGACUGCUUCUAUUUCGCAAUGUGCGAUCAACCCAGGAGAGACUUUCGAAUACAGGUUCAAAGUUGAUAGGCCUGGAACGUACUUCUAUCACGGGCACUAUGGAAUGCAGAGAUCAGCAGGGUUGUAUGGGUCCCUGAUCGUGGAUAUGGCAGAUGGUGAAAAAGAACCAUUCCAUUAUGAUGCUGAGUUUAAUCUCUUGUUGAGUGAUUGGUGGCACAAAAGUGUUCAUGAGCAAGAGGUUGGCCUUUCCUCCAAUCCCUUCCGUUGGAUCGGUGAGCCACAGAGUCUGCUGAUUAAUGGAAGAGGGCAAUACAAUUGCUCAUUGGCUUCCAAAUUUAGUAAUUCAUCCAUUAGCCAAUGCAAGUUCGAAGGAAAUGAAAAAUGUGCACCCCAAGUCUUGAAAGUCCGACCAAACAAAACCUACAGGCUCAGGAUUGCCAGCACCACUGCUUUAGCUUCACUCAACUUGGCCAUUGAGGGUCACAAAAUGGUGGUGGUGGAAGCUGAUGGGAACCAUGUGCAACCAUUUGCUGUUAAUGAUUUGGAUAUAUAUUCAGGGGAAAGCUACUCAGUGUUGUUAAGAACAGACCAAAACCCUUACAAGAACUAUUGGGUUUCAAUUGGUGUCAGAGGGAGAGAUCCCAAAACCAACCAAGCCUUAACCCUUUUGAGCUAUUCUGCCACCCCUGCAUCAAAGCUCCCUACAACUCAACCCCCUGUAACACCUCGAUGGGACGAUUACAAUCACAGCAAGGCCUUCACCAAAAGCAUAUAUGCACUCAUGGGAUCACCUCAGCCACCCAAGACUUAUGACCGUCGGAUCAUCCUUCUCAACACUCAGAACCGACUCAAUGGGUUCGUCAAGUGGGCCAUCAACAAUGUGUCCUUGGUGUUGCCUUCCACUCCUUAUUUGGGGUCCAUUAAAUUUGGUCUCAACAAUGCUUUUGACCAAAAAACACCCCCAGACAACUACGAUAGCAGCUAUGACAUCAUGAAGCCUGCACCCAACCAGAAUACAACACAAGGGAGUGGGGUUUACACCAUUACUUUAAACACCACUGUGGAUGUGAUCCUUCAAAACGCCAACGCCUUAGCAAAGGAUGUUAGUGAAAUACAUCCAUGGCAUUUGCAUGGACACGAUUUCUGGGUGUUGGCAUAUGGAGAAGGGAAGUUCAAAAACGGAGAUGAAAAGACAUUUAACUUGAAGAACCCACCAUUAAGAAACACUGCAGUGAUUUUCCCAUUUGGGUGGACUGCAUUGAGGUUUGUUGCGGAUAAUCCAGGGGUUUGGGCAUUUCACUGCCACAUUGAGCCACAUUUGCAUAUGGGGAUGGGGGUUAUUUUUGCUCAAGGUGCCCAUCGUGUAGGUCAAAUACCAAAAGAGGCUCUUGCUUGUGGAUUAACAGGAAACAAGCAGAACUGAGAGACUGAUUUGAGCUAAUUUAUGUAUUAGGCUAUUUGGUGUCAGGCUUUUUUUCUUUAUUUGCUGGUGUUUGUUAGAUGGGGUUGGUCUUGGUUAAGGAAAAAGGGUAGGCUACUUGUCAAGGGCUAGCCAUGGACAAUGGUUCUAGUUUGGGCCUGGUCUUGUCUUGGUAUAAUAUGUAUCUCAUGUCAGGUCAUUUGGGCAUUGGCUAAAGUCUCCAAGUCCAUCUUGUUUCAAUGGGUUGAGGGAAACUAUGUUUGACAACUUGCAAGUCGCACUUAAACUUCAAUAAUAUCGAAUUCCGCUAUUGCCAAA